AUGAACAGAAAUAUUGUGUAUAAUUUUAUAUUAAUAUUUAUAAUAAUCCAAUGUGUUAAAUCUCAAGACAAUGAUCCUGAUCAACCACCAGAAGAAGAAGAAGAUGACAACUUUGAAGUUUCAGAUCUAGAUGAAAUAAUUGAGGAAGAAACUGCUGGAUUUAUCAAUCCUCAAUACCAACCAGAAUAUCAACAAUUACAAGAAUCUCAAUAUCCAACCCAACCUCAAACUCAACCCCAACAACAUGAUUUUUAUCAAUCUUAUGAUCAAAUUCAACCCCAACAUUAUCCAGAGUAUCAACCAGAACAAUUUGGUCAAUAUCAACCUCAACAAUAUGGACCGUACCAGACACCUCAAUUUCAGACUCAUCAUAUAGCGCAACAACCAUAUGAUCAUCAAGAUUAUGUACCGCCAACUAGUCAACAAGCACCUAUUCAAACAGUAACUCAACAACCACAACAGCAUUAUGUACCUUCAGCACCUCAAACUCAAACACUGACUCAAACCCAAUCAUAUGAUCAAUAUCAACCGUAUGUACCCGUAACUCAAUUUCAAAUAUCUGAAGAACAACAAAUAUCUCAACAACCUCAAACAACCCAGGAACCUCAAUAUCAGUAUUACUUACCGGAAUCCCAAGAUCAAUAUGGAUAUCAACCGCAAUAUGAAACACAAUCUCUUUAUGAUACUGGUCAACAACAAAUAACUCGCCAACCAGAUCAGUAUUAUGAUCAAUAUGAAUCAACACCUCAGGUACCUCAACAACAAUAUUACGAACCACCUCAACCUCAACCAACUCAACAACCACAGUAUCAGUAUUACGGACCUCCUACGCUUUAUCAACCCACUCAACCACAGUAUGAGUAUUAUAUACCACCAACUACUCAACCUCAACAAUCAGAAACUCUGGAAGAGGAUGAUUUCUAUAUGACAGAACAUGAUCAACCAAUACAGGAACCUGAAACGGUACCUGAAACUGAAGCUGAACCACAAACUCAAUCAGAAACGAGCAAGAUCAACAAGUACAACCCCAACAAACUCAAAAAAAAAGAAAGGAAAAAAGAGAAAACAAAACCAAUAUCAGAACAAACCAAACCGACUCAACAACCUCAAAAAAAAGAAAGAAAAAGAAAACGUAUUGGUGCUCCAGGUGAAGAACAAUCAGAAAAACCAAGUGGAUCAGAAGGUGAUCAAAAAGUACCUAGAAGAAGGAGAAGAAGACCUAUGAAACAUUCUUUAGGCAAUGAAAUUAUAAUAAAUAGUGAUCAAUAUACUGUUACUUUUACAUCAAGCGGAUCUUUUAGAUACACAUUCCUCCCAGGCGUAAAAUGCUAUGUAAUAGUAGUUGCUGGCCUAGUUGCAUGGGAGAAAAAUGAGGAAGAUGAGGAGGGUUUUCCCUUAUUCUUUUAUAUUACACAACAAUUGCGUGUAUUGCUUAACUUUGAAAAUUAUUUUAUAAUCAUUGAAAGGAGGAGGAAAAAAUAUCAAUACAUCCGCACUAAAUUUACUUCCGGUAGAUCUAAAUACAAAUAA
Messenger RNA from Theileria parva strain Muguga, 1530 nucleotides. RefSeq names its product SVSP family protein. NCBI's taxonomy places the organism in Eukaryota, Apicomplexa, Aconoidasida, Piroplasmida, Theileriidae. The coding region runs from base 1 to 1530 and encodes 509 amino acids. The transcript has 3 exons. The record is from RefSeq and is a predicted model, not a curated record.